This is a messenger RNA of Meira miltonrushii, 1305 nucleotides long. RefSeq names its product acyl-CoA dehydrogenase NM domain-like protein. The coding region runs from base 1 to 1305 and encodes 434 amino acids. The record is from RefSeq and is a predicted model, not a curated record. The transcript has a single exon. Lineage: Eukaryota; Fungi; Basidiomycota; Exobasidiomycetes; Exobasidiales; Brachybasidiaceae. Gene Ontology annotation, molecular function: flavin adenine dinucleotide binding; acyl-CoA dehydrogenase activity.
AUGUCUUUAACACGACCAAAAACUCCUUGGGCAGAAUCACCUUGGGUAAGCGGAGCUCCAAGUCCUUAUUACACAAAACAAUCCCAUAUCGCUCUACGUGAAUAUGUUCGUGAAUGGACCGAGAAACAUAUCCCUUCCGAAUUAGCCAUCGAUUUUGAUAAAAAAGGUAUUGCAACUGAUCAACUUUAUCAACAAUUCGCAAAAGAUGGUUUUUUGAUCCCUUUUGCUUUGGGUGUUACCAUUCCAAAGAAAUUUCAUGAUUUAAGCGGAAAUUUACGUUUACCCGGAGGUGUAAAAGCUGAGGAAUGGGAUCAUUUCCAUGAUUUGAUCCUCGUUGAUGAAUUAUGCAGAACAGGCUCAAAUGCUCCAAUGAUGGCAAACUACGGUGGUUUGGCUUACGGCGCAGGACCGAUCGUACAUUUUGCUUCAGACGAAAUGCAAAAGAGAUAUUUACCUGAUCUCCUUACAGGUCGUAAACGAAUCUGUUUAGCAAUCACCGAACCAAGAGCAGGAUCAGAUGUUGCAGGUUUAGGAACAACGGCAGAACGUACGCCAGACGGAAAGCAUUUCAUCGUAAACGGAGAAAAGAAAUGGAUCACAAACGGAAUCUAUUCGGAUUAUUUCACAACUGCCGUUCGUACGAGUGGAAAACCAGGAGAUUAUUCGGGUAUCACUUUCUUGGUCAUCCCCAAAAGCGAAGGACUCAAAACCAAAAAGAUGGAAAUCAUGGGCGGUAGUGCAUCAGGCACGACAUACGUCACUUUUGAGGAUGUAAAGGUGCCUGUGGAGAACGUAAUUGGUAAAGAAGGCGAAGCGUUCAAGUACAUCAUGUAUAACUUCAUGCACGAACGUAUGACGAUUGUGUAUAUUGCCAACCGUCUUUGCCGUGUUUGUCUGGAAGACGUUGUAGAACACUGCAAACGUCGUAAGGCAUUCGGCAAGCCAUUGAUGGAACAAGCAGUCGUUCGUCACAAAAUUGCACAAAUGGCCCGCAAGACCGAAGCUUUAACUGCAUGGAUGGAAGCAACCGUUUACCAAAUGAGCAAGCUAUCCAUACAGGAAGCCAAUGUUAAACUUGGAGGUCAAACUGCAUUGCUCAAAGCACAGGCCACUGCAACGAUUGAAUAUGUUGCAAACGAAGCAGUAAAGCUGUUCGGUGGUAUGGGUCUUACCAAGAGUGGUGCAGGUGAACGAGUAGAAAUGAUCUUCCGCGAAUUCAAAGGAUUACAAAUUCCUGGUGGUUCGGAAGAUGUUAUGCUUGAUCUGGGUACCCGUCAAGCUCUUAAACUUUUCUCCAAGCUGUAG